Messenger RNA from Cataglyphis hispanica, 1882 nucleotides. RefSeq names its product FAST kinase domain-containing protein 4. Gene Ontology annotation, biological process: regulation of mitochondrial mRNA stability. The transcript has 10 exons. The record is from RefSeq and is a predicted model, not a curated record. NCBI's taxonomy places the organism in Eukaryota, Metazoa, Arthropoda, Insecta, Hymenoptera, Formicidae. Bases 150 to 1772 code for a protein of 540 amino acids.
UCAACAUCUCCUCGAUCUCAACAAUCGACUUUAAUAUUCCUUAUGUCUAUGGUCGAGAGUCGAAAUACAUUACAUGGUGAUCAUCUAACCUAAGUAUGCCUUGAUGCACCGGGAAUAGUUAACAAUAACAUCUUUUACUUUAGUGAGUAAUGACAAUGCUGCAGUUUAGUGCGACGGUCUAUACCGCCACUGCCAGACUCACAUCUCGUUCGUCCUGGCGUUUUACUGCACUCAUAGCUAGUAAUUCCAGCACAGCAGUAACCAGCGAGCAUUCUGCUGUCUCUAUAAAGGAAAACGAUACUACUAAAUUCUCAGAUAUACAAAAUAAUAUCCCACAUAAAGAAGAAAAGCAGAAAUCUGAAAGUAUGGGAAUCCAGACGAAGUUUUAUCCAUCAGAAAAAAGAUGGUUUAGUGAAAAUGACACAAUAUUUUCCAAACAAUUUCAAGCCGCUAAGUCUAUAAAUGACUUGCUAGAUUUAGCAAUGUUGUCAAAUCUGUCCAUGAAUAAUGCAUUGAAACUUAUAUCAAGCAUAACUAAUCAAAUAAAUAGUGGGAAAUCACAGACAGUUGAUAUUGAAGCUGAUGAAAGAUUUAUUCAUCUCAGAAAGAUAAUCAAGUUUGGUAACAAAAUAAAAACAUCAAAUGAUGAUCUCUCACAAUACUCUCAGUUAUCCACACCUGCAAUGAUUAAGGUGAUAGAAUCAUUGAGAGAACAAAGAAAGAGACAUACACCACUAUUAAGAAUGCUGUCAUAUAAUAUUGUUAAAUACAAUCUAACAUUAACCAUGCAGCAAAGUGCAAAUCUGUUAUAUAGCAUGGCUGUAUUAAAUUUUCCAGAUAAGAUCCUGUUGGAGAAAAUCACAUCUGACUUAUUGGAAUGUAUACCAAAAAGUACCAAUGCUGUUACAAAUACAUCCAUAAUAACAUCGCUGGGAUUUCUGCGUUAUAAAAAUGAGGAUGUACUCAAUGCGUUCUGUAACACAUUGUUCAAGAAAUCAAUCAAUUAUAAAUUUCACAAUUAUUCAUCGAUAUUACAAACAUUUGCAGCUUUGCAGUUUAAAUCAGAGAAUGCAAGCUCGUUUAUCAAGAAUUUCGCGGCACAAUCAGAUCCAUCUAAAAUAUCUUCAGCUGAAUGGUUGGAUAUUGUUUGGUCCUUAGCGGUUUUAGGUGAAGUACGGCCGCGACAUGUAGAAUUCGUGCUGGAUUCUACAUUUAUAGAAGAGUUAAUGGGCUCUUCAAAGUUAAAUGUUUCAAAGAAACUAAAAUUAUUAAAUAUCAAUGCUGUUGCACAGUUCAUGCUGAAAGAUUAUAAAGGACCUCUUUUGAAUAAAGAUUCAGAAGUUUUUAAUAAUAUACCUUUAGUUAGAUCAAAAGAAAAGCAAAUGUAUAUAGAUGCAUUGUCAGAGACACUAACAAAGUUAUUACCAUCCUCGUCUUAUUUCAAAACAAAUCUUAAUACGAACAUGGGUUUUUUACUAGAUGCAGAAUAUUGUAUAAAUGAUCAGCAUAAGUUUAUAAAAGUUGAAGAUUGGAAUGAACAAUCUAAGGAUGUAAAAAGGAUAGCAAUAAUGGUGCACGAUUACCAUGAUUAUUGUCGAGGACAGAAUGAUCUCAUAGGAUCAACGUAUUUAUAUACUCAACUAUUAAAAGCCAGAGGAUACAACCUUAUAACAAUUUCUUAUGAAAAUUUUAGUAUACAGGACAAAAUCGAUAAACGGAUUAAUUACUUGAAGAAAUGUAUGGAUAGUGUACAGGAAAUGAAAUCUAUAUAGUGCAGCAUUGAUCCUAGUCUAAUAAAAUCUAAAUAAAUAUAAAAAAAUGUACAUAUCAUUCUCAUGAUUUUGUUUUCUAAAAUUAAAAAUUGAUAUUAAAUGCCAUUGUC